CCCCAUUGUAGCCCGGCGGCGCGGCGAGCGGAGGGGAGCGCAGGGCGGCGGAGCGGAGCGGCGGCGCUGCUGCCGGGGGAGCGGCGAUGGCCGAUUACUGGAAAUCUCAGCCUAAAAAAUUCUGCGAUUACUGCAAGUGCUGGAUAGCAGACAACAGACCUAGCAUUGAUUUUCAUGAAAGAGGGAAGAAUCAUAAAGAAAAUGUGGCAAAGAGAAUUAGUGAGAUUAAGAAGAAAAGCUUGGAAAAGGCAAAAGAAGAAGAAAACAUGUCUAAAGAAUUUGCAGCAAUGGAGGAGGCUGCAAUGAAAGCAUAUCAAGAAGAUAUGAAAAGGCUUGGAAUUAAGCCAGAUGAUGUAGGUUCCAGCUCAACACAGAAUAAAACACAGAGUAGCACAGUGGAAACUAAAGCUAAGAAAGAAAAGAAAGAGAAGAAGGAAAAGAAAGAAAAGAAAAAAAAGACACCUCAGGAUGCCUCAAUCCCACCAAAAAUUGAAACAAAGGAGUGGGUGCAAGGAUUAUCUCCCGAAGGCUACACAUACUACUACAACACAAAAACUGGAGAAUCACAGUGGGAGAAACCUAAAGGAUUCCAAGGCAACUCUCAAAACUCACAAACGGGAGCAGACUGGGUGGAAGGUGUCACUGAAGAUGGUCAUACCUAUUACUAUAACACACAAACUGGAGUAUCCACGUGGGAGAAACCGGAUGGCUUUGUUUCAUCUUCGAAUGAGAAGGGUCAACAUGACAAGCCUGCAGAAACAGCAUCCGAAUCAGACUCAGAAGACAGUGAGAAUGAAGCAGAGAGUUCAGAAACAAACUUCAAGAGGAAAGGAGAUAAUGGUGAAGAAUCAGAGGAAGGGAAAAAAUCUCCUAAAGCUAGAAAGUUAAGCCCUUAUGGGAAAUGGCGAGAAGUUAAGUCAGAAGAAACCACGGAUAAAGAGGAGAGUACAUCAGCUUCCCAAGAAAGUGAUGGAUAUAAUAAGACCAACCCUUACGGAAAAUGGAAAGCACUUAAAGAAGUAGGGGAAGAACAAGAAGAAGAAGCAGGGGAAAAAGUGGACCUGGAGCUUCCAAAUACAGAGAGUGACAGUGUAGCACCCCCAGUGCUAGAGGAUCCUGAAGAGGAAACAGUCAUAUUUAAAGAGAAGACAGUCACAUCCCUUGGAGACAUGACAGAAGGGGUGCCAACAUUUAAGAAGAGGAAAUUUGAAAACGGAAAAUCUAGAAACUUAAGACAAAGACUAAGUGAUCAGUAAUACUUAACAAAUCAUUUUAGAUUCUGUUUAUGCUAGAGUGAAUCAAAAGUUUAAUAUUUUAAACAGGCUUUUAUAAAGAAAAUAUUGGAUAGACGUUAAGGAUUUAUAGGUAUUAAAACAUAUGAGUUUAAUAUUUUUUUAUUUUAUUUUGAUGUGAUUGGUUUUGGAAUGGAAGUUUGUGUUAAGUUACUUAUGCAAUAUUGUAAAUAGAUGUAUUCUUUAUUUUAACCAUGCCAUCCAAGUUCUAUUUGCUCUGUGUAGGCUGUUCUAAAUACAUUUCAUAAGGUUUUUACUCCUUUUCUAAGUAUGUGAGAAUGUAAUAAUCCUUAAUCUGACAAAAAUGAAGCAGACCAUUUAUUUUUAUAGAGGAGCUGGAUCAAUACAAUACACUAGAGAGUAAAAUCAUCCCUCAAGAUUGUUUAUGUAGCUUAGUUUCUCCACUAAUGAGUAAAAUAUUGUGCUUACUAACCUUCGUCUGAUCGCUUGCAAAAGAGUGGGUGGUGAGACUGCCAACAUUUCAAACUGAUCAUUUAGAAACUGUUUUUAGAAGAAUUAGUCACAUCAGUGCCACCCAUUCCGAAUGAUGUUCUGAAAAAUUAUUUGUGUUAUCUGCAUGGCAAAUGUAUUAAACCACUGCAGAAACCUUAACCCUGAUGAAUCCUGACUUGUAGUAACAGCACCAGAGCCACCCCUGUUGGAGUAGACAUUUUUGUGAUGUCUCCUGCUUUAUUGUUGUCUAAUUGAAUUUUUCCUUCCUUUUACUUAUCAAGUUUUCCUUUUCAGUCUUGCUUUCUUUUUGUCUCUUUCCUAGCAAAAAAAACACUUGCCUGAUAUUUUAGUGAAAAAGUACUUUAGAGACUUGGCCCUGCUACAGCAUACAGGACCAUUUUUGAGGUGGUUGUGUUUUUUCUGUUGAUAAGAAGUGUGUGUUUUAUGGUUGCAGUGUUUGAUAAGCUGAGAGGGCCUAAGUGUGUUGAAGCUUCAUCAUUCUCAAUACCAUAGGGUAGGAAACCAAAAGAUCAGCAGAGCUGAUGGCCGUAGAGUCCAAGAUGACUUGGACUUUUUUUAAGGAUUGUAGAUUGGAUUUCUUCACUUUGGUGGGAUUGGUCUGCAUUUAGCAUCCCCAGGGUUCGUGCUAGAAUAUAGCUGCACUCAUUGCUUCUCUAGCCAUCGAACAGUGAACCAUAAAGGUCCAAAUAAUGAAUCUGUUAAAAACGACAUCUCUGUUUUUAAAGCUCAUGGUGUUUUAUUCAGGAGAGUCUCAGUCAAAAAAAAAAAGGCAUGCAGCUCAGGCAGUUGUCAAGAGUCCAGCAAAAUAGAGUUGGUAACUGCUGAGAUUGAUUUUCUUUGAGAAAACAACUAUUAAUCUGUUGUAUCAAUUGAGAAAGGAGUGCAAGACAGGGAAUUUGGUUUAUUGUGUAUUAUAGUGGAAGUUGAAGUUCUUUUUUCUAUUCUGUGACUUUUACUAUAUGUUUAUAAGAUAAUUAAUUAUUGUGUUUAAUCUCAUGUGUUUUCUUGGCUUCUUCAGGAUUGGUGAAUUUUGUUUGUUUGUUCUGAUAAAUUUGAAAGUUUGCUCUAAUAUCUGACCCUGGAUUAUCAUUUAGAGAUGCAGAACACAUGUGGGAUGCUUCAAAGUCUGAGAUGCAGGAAUGUACAAUGUGUACUCCAAGGAGAGGGUUUCUUAAUCAGAUUUUUUAGGGUUUGUUCUUACUUGAAUAUUACUCCGGGAGCCUGCUUUAAAGUUUCCUUAUGUUUGUGGCCAGUUUACUCUUCCAGUUUACACAAAUCCUGCCCUUGAGCUCGGUAGUUUUCCUUCAUCUUGAAUCUAUCCAUCUUCUCUCUUUGAAAUCACAAACAGCGUCCUUUUGUGACAGGAUCCUCAGUGUCCCACCAGUACUUCUCUUCACCAGCCUGAGUCUGCCUGGACUACUCUUGCAUUUCCCUGGGCUAGUUCACCUUGAUUAAAGCCAUGCAUGAUGUCACCAAUACUUCCUUCACAUGUUGGAAGUAACUCUUGAUACAUCCCUAAUCCUCAUUUGCUUUUCACAUGACACCACAUGCUGUCUGCCAUGGGCACCCUUACCAGUGGCUUACCACUACAUCUGAUUCUCUCUGCUCCUUUGCUUUUCCCAGCUGCUGAGUUACCACCUAGUCAUGCAUUCCUUUCAAGUACAAUUCUUUUUUUCCUUGGACAUUUUUUGUACUGCUGUACUCAUCCUCCUUCUGUUACUCCAAGCCUAAAGUAUAUGCAUUUUGUUAUGAUUUCUGAAAAGUUGUUUAGGUGUAUUAGUACAGUUUUAUCAACUAGUAUAGGGUUUUCUUGUAGGCUCCACUUUUAAUAUCCUCUGAGGAGGAUAGCUUUCCUCUUUAAGUGAGGUUCCCAAAACAUUAGCAUCUUUCCUUUAAAAUGUUUUGUUGCUUUGAAGUGGUCACAGACAGCAAUUUAAGAUACCUGUAACUAAAUCUCUUGAGCAGAUGUUUAAAGACAUCUGAAAAUGAGUGUUCAAAACUUGUUUCCUUGUGGAGCUGCUGUUAGUUGUAAUAUGAACCAAAGGUCUUUGUAUUGUGUUAAAUAGACAAACCUAACAUUAGGAAAAAAGAUGAAAAGUUUUUUUUUGCUCACUGCUAGUAAAGUUAGUUUAAAUACCAUACAUGGUUUUAGCUGAUGUGACUUUUAAAUCCUGCAUUUCACAAAGAAAUACAGCACUUUGCUCUCCACUACCUCUGAAAGUCAGAGAUCAGCUAGUUCUUUGUUCUUAAGUGUAAGUUAUAUAAAGAGCCAGCUGAAUGAAUUUUCAUAUAUCAUAAACCAUUGUUUAAUUUUGCACCAUGCUGUCAUAUAAUUUCCUUACUGUGUCUCUAAAACAAAUAUUUUCUGCUCUACACAAAAAUACUUGUGUGAGAUUUAAGGCAAAUGUUGCUUUUCUAGGACAUCUGUUUUGCACAAAUCUCCCUCCCUUCUAUCCAUUCUCCCUUCAAACUCUCCUGCUUUUGAAAUUUGCUGUAGGAACCCUCUAGGUAUUGCCACAGUUACACUUCUCGUCUGCUAAUCCUUCUUUGGGCUGUGCUGGCUUUUGACAAAGGAAUGGUCCUUUUACUGUUUCAGCCAAGUGUUGUCUUUUCUGGCUGAUCAAUUUUUAUCAGACAAAGUGCUUUUAUCUGCUUGCCUGUUUCUAUUGCAAGCUCCUUGAGUGAGGACUACACCCUUGGUUUUAUAUGAUGUCAUACAUAUUAUGAGUAAUAUGAGGAUAGCCAGAGAGCAAGGGGGAGUAAUUGCAAUUUCUGAGGGUGAUUUGUUCUGUGUGGUUUUGAGCCAGUCAAUUCACUGUUGUGUAUUUUUCUUUCCUUGCCUCAUGUUUUCAUGGACCUUGUCUGCUUAGAAAGGCAGCUUCACAGCCUCAGACUUGUGUGUGUUUUUACUGCAGGGCCUGCCUCAAGUUGGUGAUGCUUUUAGAAGCAAAUAUACUGCAUAUACAUAAAAAAAGAAAAAAAAAUUUUGGGCAUUUGCUAUGCCAGGAGCUGUGCAGAGACUGCUCAAUUUUACCUAUGUUAUAGAAUAAUCCUUGUUCCUAUUUGGGCUAAAAUACAUUUUAAUCCUUCACCUGGGGAUUUGUAGAUUGAAAUCCACACUUUCCUAAUAGUGUAAAGUUUUGUUUGACCCUCAUAGAUAAAACCUGUGCCUGCAGCAUUAUCCAGUUCCAAUAUUCAGUUUUAGAAGUGGGAGGGCUGGUCAUGAUGUUGGUCUGAGCUAAAUUCACUAACCUGUGCAUGUAUAAAAAUAUUUCUCCUUUUUUUUUUUGCUUCCCUUAAAGAAGUUUUAUUUCAGUGCAAACUUUGACAUUUCAGAAAGGGAGUAAAAAACAAUUUCAUGCUGCUUGGUUUCUUUGAUUAGUUUUUUGAGUUGUGUCUUCCCUUUGUUAGUAUUUUCCUUAUUAUUGCUGUCUUCCUCAAAUUGUCUUCCUCCAGUAUUCCCAGAUAUGCAAAUCUCUAUCACCGCUGUGCCGUGCUUCUGGUGUCCUCCUUCACCUUCUCCCCUGCUCUGCUGAGAUUUCCAGAAAGCUUUGUGUUCUUGAUAAUUCCUUUUCCUAAGACAGAUGCCAUUCCAUUGGCAGCUCCUCAUACAGAGUUUGUAGCGCUUAGAUCGUUUUCCUUGUUGGUACAAAAGCUGUCUCUGUACCUCCUUCUCUCAGCUGUGGCAACCCUGGGUUCUGUUUUGUCAGCCAGAGCUCUUCAGUCUCUCUUCUAUCUACCUCUUAAGUGCCCCUAACUUCUACCUGCUAAAUUAUUUAACUUAGAAUUUGUGUUGACCAUUUGUGUGAUUAAUAGGUUUAGCUUUGUGAAGUGUUUCAGGAUAGAACUUGAAUAAAAGUUUCCAUACAAAGCAAAAAGUUUUGCAAAUUAUCAUCUCAAAAAGCUAAAUUUGCCCAAGAGGAUUCCCAGAGAGACAGAUUUCUGGAGAAUUUUGAAAAUCCCCAGGAUUCUUAAAAGCAGAUUUGAUUUUACCUGUAAAACCAUAAAUAGCCUAUGUUAAAAACCAGCAGACAGUGUAGUACAGACCAUGGGCUGAGACAGAGGAUUUCAAUGGCUUGCUUGGGGUGAUUGAAAAGUGUUUGUUUUAGUUUAUAAGUAAUGUCUGUGAAAUUAAACAGCUGGUUUCUCUUCUCAGUUGCAAUUACAAAAUAUUGCAAGCUCUUUAAGUGGAAUUUAUAUGAAAAUAUUGAAUAAAGCUUUUAUUUGACCAA
Molecule: messenger RNA, 5998 nt
Organism: Catharus ustulatus (Swainson's thrush)
Lineage: Eukaryota; Metazoa; Chordata; Aves; Passeriformes; Turdidae
Gene: WBP4
Product: WW domain binding protein 4
Exons: 10
Coding region: 87-1256 (389 amino acids)
Biological process (GO): mRNA splicing, via spliceosome
Cellular component (GO): nucleus; precatalytic spliceosome
Molecular function (GO): RNA binding; protein binding; zinc ion binding
Source: RefSeq, a predicted model, not a curated record